AUGAAGAAGCGGACCUUGUUGGAGACGGACACGCAUAUCUCCUUUGAUAUGAUGCCCGCCAACAAGAAGCAAGAGAACGACCUUGCAUGUCGAAAAGUCGCCCCUCGCACGGCCAACCCUUACCCCGCGAAGAACUUUUUUUCCUCCCUCACGAUAGUCUCUUCCCCGCCAACUGGAACACCGGCGGCGGGUCCUAUCCAGCACGACGCUCAGAGUUUUCUGCAAGCUCGAUCUUCACAAGAUGCAAGCAAGCGAGUGGGCAAAGAAGGGCCGUCCACCGGCCGCUGGGUCGUGCGGGCCUUGCCCUCUCCAACUCGCUUUAGGCUGCUGUCCUUGGCUUUUCUCUUCGAGGUUUGA
Colletotrichum lupini is the source of this 357-nucleotide messenger RNA. RefSeq lists its product as uncharacterized. The record is from RefSeq and is a predicted model, not a curated record. The transcript is spliced from 3 exons. NCBI's taxonomy places the organism in Eukaryota, Fungi, Ascomycota, Sordariomycetes, Glomerellales, Glomerellaceae. The coding region runs from base 1 to 357 and encodes 118 amino acids.